GCUUUUGAAAGUCAGAGAGUCUGAGGAUCAGAGAGAGCCAAUCCGAGCGCAGCACGAGCCCGAGGAGCAGCACUGAGGAGAACCAUGGCAAACGCUUAUCUUCAGGGAGUGGAGAUCUCUGCCUCUCAGUUCCUGGAUAUCUUUCAUCAUUAUGACAACGACGGUAAUGGAUAUAUCGAGGGCAAGGAGUUACAGAACUUUAUUAAGGAGCUUCAGCAAGCUAGGAAACAGGCUGGUCUGGAACUGACAGACCAAAUGAGGGCCUUUGUGGAAGAAUAUGAGAAAAAUGCGGAUGGAAAAAUAGAUAUCGUAGAGCUGGUACAAAUCCUACCCACAGAGGAGAAUUUCUUGCUAUUUUUCCGCCAGCAGCUGAAGUCCUGUACAGAAUUUAUGGAGGCCUGGAGAACUUACGAUGCUGAUCACAGUGGGUACAUCGAAUCCGAUGAGCUUAAGAAUUUUUUGAGAGACCUGCUCCAGAGGGCAAAGAAACCUUUUGAUGAGAAGAAGUUAGAGGAAUACACAUUAACCACGCUGAAAAUUUUCGAUUCAAAUAACGAUGGGAAAUUAUGUCUGUCAGAAAUGGCAAGGCUACUGCCAGACGACGAGAACUUUCUACUGAAAUUUGAGGGGGUAAAGAUGGCCAGGAAAGAAUUCAACAAGAUCUUUGAGUUAUACGACAAGGACAGGAACGGCUACAUGGACGAGAAUGAGCUGGACGCCCUGCUGAAAGACCUGUGUGAGAAAAACAAAAAGGUUCUAGAAAUCGGUAAAAUCCAGGUAUAUAAGAAGGCCAUCAUGGCUCUGUCUGACGGCGGGAAGCUCUACAGAACGGAGUUGGCGCUGGUGUUGUGUGAAGAAAUGUGAGACUUGUUGGGCAGCAGACUUCUCUCUAAACCCUCCACCAUCCUACUCCAUGCCCAUAACACCGCCAGCACAGCUCUCUGCUCACUCGCCCCAUGUGUGAAGAUAGCUAGACACACUGGAUGUAUUUCUGUUCUUUCCGUUGGGGAAUCAUGUAAUCUACAGGCCGAGCGUACGCAGGUACAUAGUCCGGAGACCGGUGGCACAUACUUUUCAACCUGUUGUUUCUAUACAGUUUCUAAAUGUACAGCUUUUGUAAAGAUGAGACUGAUGUAACAUUUAAAAGGACCCGAAACCCUGUACAAUACUACUAUAAUACAUAUAUUAAAACAUGACCCCAUCCAUGGCAGAGAUGAGACCCCCCCCCCCCCCCAAAACCCAGAGUACUGGAAAUCCAUCUGUAUUAUCUGUAGUCCAAUCGUAUGCCAACACAGAACAAUGGAAUGACUUCACAGUAAAAAAAAAAAAAGAUCUACCUAUCUAUAAUGUUGUAGCAGAAGCAAUAAAGUGUUAGCUGGAAUGUGGAUGGUCUUCAUGUGAUGUGAGAUGAAACUGUGAAAUAGGAAAAUACCUGUGUGUAAUCUCCAGUAGGCUAAAUUUAUGUUUGCAGUGCAUGUUUGCAACUGAAGGCACACCCCGCAGUGAGGCAUUAAUGACUCUAUAAGCACACACCCCCCCCCAAUCUAUAUCUUCCUGAACUGCAUCGCCCCGGCCCACCCUUUAAACUCCUAUCAACAUGUUUGCACUGUAAAGAAUGACAUGCGCCUCUAUGCCAACCACCAGAGACACUGUGUAACAGGAUACUAUAACUUAUUAAAGCGCUAACUGAACUCA
Molecule: messenger RNA, 1695 nt
Organism: Astyanax mexicanus (Mexican tetra)
Lineage: Eukaryota; Metazoa; Chordata; Actinopteri; Characiformes; Acestrorhamphidae
Gene: calb1
Product: calbindin 1
Exons: 11
Coding region: 85-864 (259 amino acids)
Biological process (GO): regulation of presynaptic cytosolic calcium ion concentration; regulation of long-term synaptic potentiation
Cellular component (GO): dendrite; dendritic spine; terminal bouton
Molecular function (GO): calcium ion binding
Source: RefSeq, a predicted model, not a curated record